Molecule: messenger RNA, 183 nt
Organism: Chaetomium globosum CBS 148.51
Lineage: Eukaryota; Fungi; Ascomycota; Sordariomycetes; Sordariales; Chaetomiaceae
Exons: 2
Coding region: 1-183 (60 amino acids)
Source: RefSeq, a predicted model, not a curated record
AUGGGCGUUGAAUCCUGCUCGGGCCAUUGGCUGCUAAACGCUGAGAAUCGUGCGGGUUGCUCUUACAUGACCAAGAAGUCAUUUUUGUUCUCGGAUGACUUCGACUCGCAAAGUUUCCCCAACGCUUCGAAAAGCGGGAGUCCAAGGACCGAGGCAAGAAGCGCCCCAAUCACGACAAAAUAA